UCACGUGACUUAGGCCUACUGCACAGCACAUUCGCUGUGCCUUCUUCUCAUGUCGAGUUUUUGCUCCUCUCUGGCUGAUCGUAGGAGUCAAAGCUUCUUUGGGGGGUUUCCUGCACCUCCUGUAUUUGCCGCAGCGGACCGAGCGGUCCGGAACAACCUGAUCCUGCUGCCAUGGCCCACAGCUACCCCAGCCGCGGCGGCCUGCAGAGUCCAGAGGGCGUGUUGUUGCGAGAGAUCCAAGUCAACUUGCUGGAGUGUAAAGUCUGCUUUGAGAAGUUUACCGCUCAGCAUUCCGAGCGUAGGCCGCAGAACCUCUCGUGCGGUCACGUCCUGUGUCUGGAAUGCAUCAGAGGUCUGUCCCACCCUCUCCUCGGGAAGCUGGAGUGCCCCUUCUGUCGACAGCUGUGCAGCGUCGACGCCACCUCCCACUGCCAGGCUCUGUGCGACCUGCAGGAGAUGCUAUUCUUCAUUUCCGCCUGUCCUCGCAUGGACAAAGAAGAAGAGGUUGCAGGCGUCAGCGCCAAAGCCUUGCACCGCCGUGCCACUUUUGGCGGUUGGGGGGCUCUCAUCAACCCCUCAGGAGUGGCUGUGAUGAGGUCCUCAGGGACUAUGUUUGUGGUGCACGAUGGCGUUGAGAGGGUGGUGGUGUUGGGUCCGCAGGGCAAAAAGCAGAACGCGUUUGGACCGAGAGGACACGCCAGUGGGGACGUUUGCUUUGCGGUGGAUGUGGCGGUGACCCCCUGUGGUCAUGUCAUGGUGACGGACGCCGGAGACAAAGCGGUCAAGGUGUUUACCUCCAGGGGCAGCCACGUGGUGACCAUCAAGGCCUGCUUUGCUCUUCCCUGGGGGGUGGACACAGACCGUAGGGGACACAUCCUGGUGACCGACGUCCAGGCUGGAACGCUGUCUCGCCUCAAGGUGCACUACAAACACGGCGUCGCCCUUGAAGAGGGAGUGGUGGUCUCAAACCUGCAGCAUCCUAAAGCGCUCAGCUGCUGCGCCUUCACGGCCAACACAGCAGUGAUGCAGCACCCUGCACAGGACACACAGCAGCUCACUGUCUUCACCGAGGACUUCCACCUCCUCUACCGGGUGGACACUUUUGCUCUUCAGCUGAUGUCCUCUGUCAAAAUGUCAGGUGUGACCUUUGACACAAACGGACACCUGCUUGUGGUGGACUCCCAGCAGGGGAUGAUUUGGAGUUUUGGGACCAUGCAAAGUGGUCCGGUCCUCACUCCUCUGGUCUCAGAUCAGCUUAUUCGGCCUGUUGGACUGGGGGCACUUAACAACACGCUCGUUGUCCUGGACGCUGGAGACCAUACACUAAAAGUUUACUCUUGACCGCACAGACGCUUCCAUCAAUGCUUCCUAGAGGACACCAUUCCCCACCCCCGAAGUUAUUGUUUAUUUGUUUUAUCAAGAUAGUAUAGUUCUUUAGUGACGUGAAGUGAAUUAUAUUUAUAUAGCGCUUUUCUCGAGUGACUCAAAGCGUUUUACAAAGUAAAACCCAAUAUCUAAGUUACAUUUAAACCAGUGUGAGUGGCACUGGGAGCAGAUGGGUGAAGUGUCUUGCCCAAGGACACAACGGCAGUGACUAGGAUGGCGGAAGCAGGAAUUGAACCUGCAACCCUCAAGUUGCUGGCACGGCCACUUUACCCACCGAGCUUUACCAACACUAAAAAUGCUAUUGCCUCUCGUGGCCCUCCUUCCCCCAACACCUCAUGGCAGCCCCACUAUUUAGAAUGUUUUCACGCCCCACCCCGAAGUGAAUGUUUGUUUAUUUAUUAUGAAUAUGUAGAAUAAACAUAUUCUGAAAAUAUUACAACAAAAAUAUAGAAAAGAAUAUGGCAGCGGUAAAGUUUACAUCCGUGAAGGAAAGAAGAAAGUGAAUGAAUGUAUAUAACUGAAUACAUUUAUCAUUAUUUUGUAUUUUUUUAAAUAAAUUAAGUUAUGUUCAUGACAUACUUGCCAACCUUGAGA
Nerophis ophidion (straightnose pipefish) is the source of this 1980-nucleotide messenger RNA. RefSeq names its product E3 ubiquitin-protein ligase NHLRC1-like. The record is from RefSeq and is a predicted model, not a curated record. The transcript has a single exon. Gene Ontology annotation, biological process: proteasome-mediated ubiquitin-dependent protein catabolic process; protein polyubiquitination; negative regulation of translation. Gene Ontology annotation, molecular function: ubiquitin protein ligase activity; translation repressor activity; protein binding. Lineage: Eukaryota; Metazoa; Chordata; Actinopteri; Syngnathiformes; Syngnathidae. The coding region runs from base 172 to 1341 and encodes 389 amino acids.